AUCCUCCUUUGUAGAAAGAGUAACAUAGUAUAACAUAGUGCAUCUUCUUAGUUUCUUCUUCAUAAAGCAACACUUUGAAGCUUCUCCUUUGUUCCAUGAACAACACUUCCAAUUCUACUGAGGACUCUCAAGAGGACAUAACCGGAUACACGUAUUAUUCGGUUUCUUUGUCUCUUGGCUUCCUCCUCUUGAUGGCAUUCAUAGCUCUCACUGCAUACUACUGCAGCAAAAGCAGGAUUCGAGACGAGCGAACCGGACCAAGCUCCGGAAGAACCAAUAGCAGUUUCAAUUCAAACAGGACAGUGAUCAUGGACAGAGACCCAUCCUCUAUAACAAUCCAAAUUGGUGAGGAGCAACAACAAAUGCAAGAAUCAAUCCUCAAAAGUUAUCCUAUGUUGUUGUUCUCCCAAGCCAAGCUUCAUCAAAAGGCAGAUGAUCCAACAGAACUUCUUAGUUGCUCAAUAUGUUUGGCAGAUUAUGCAGACUCAGAGUGGAACUCUCCAUUACCCACCCCUAUUGCUGAAGUUGCUCCCUUGGCCGCUACAAGGACUUAUUGAGACUCUUCUAAAAGUGAGAAAGUAUACUUUAAUAGUUAGUAACACGGUU
Messenger RNA from Arachis stenosperma, 606 nucleotides. RefSeq names its product putative RING-H2 finger protein ATL71. The record is from RefSeq and is a predicted model, not a curated record. The transcript has 2 exons. Bases 96 to 557 code for a protein of 153 amino acids. NCBI's taxonomy places the organism in Eukaryota, Viridiplantae, Streptophyta, Magnoliopsida, Fabales, Fabaceae.